AUUGUCUCAGUAGAGCGAGGAACGAACUCAGCAUUUUCUAGUCAUACUUUCGGGAUCACUGACUGCGUCAGCACACUGACCAGUCUCGGACUUUGCUGGCUCUUUCGAAACUUAAACUUGCGAAUCGGGAUAGUAUGAAUAAUCAGACUCAGAAAUCGGGGUUCCCUUGUGAUCAGAGAAAGCGACACGGGGUAAAGUGUAAAGCGAUAUUUCCGUCACAAAGCCUUCUAGGUCGACACUUGGAAAUGUUCCACACAUUCGACACCUGCAAUGUGGGAGAUUGCCGUGUAAAAAUAAUCAAGGGCAAUCCUAUCAAGAUGCAGCGUCAUCGAACAACAUGCAAGGCUCGCAUGGUAGCCAACAGCCAGCUAUUCCAACCCGAGGUGGCGUUGACCAGAUUGCAACCGUUUGACCCCAAAGACCUGCCCUCAGUGUGCCCCAAGGACAUUUUUGAUAAUGCGGAGUCAGACAAUGAGACAAUAGUGUAUGAUCCCUUAGCAAAUGUAAGCUUUGAUGAAAUCAGCAACAGUACCAGUACAAACAAGUCAAAUAUUCCUGAAGAAACAUCAGAUAACAUUUCUAAGCAAUGUGGUAAGCCCAAAAUACCACCUAAAUCAGCCAACACUGAAGUUAGCCUGAAUACAUUCAUAGACACUUUUGAGAAAAUAGUUGGAAAAGAUAAACCCAUAGCUUCUUCCAUCCCUGUUAGAGACACUCGUAAGGUCGUGUUGAAAGAAAGACAAACAAAUACCAACAAAAUUUCAAAGAAGUCUUCUCAUGAUAUAUUGAAAUCCAAAUGUAAGUCUGUGAAAUCAGCUCCUAAGGCAACAACCGUUGCUAAAACGUCAGCUCAAUCAUCGUCUCAAAAAAUUACUGCCAAGCGAUCUCAGAAAACCACUACAAAAAGACCAGGACCAGCUCCUGCCCAUCAGCCUGUAAAGUAUAUCAAAUUGGACAGUGGGCUGGACUUAACUACUAAAUCUACCAACAAAGAACAAUCACCAACCCAGAAACAACCUGAGACAAUCACCAAACAGUGCCAUUGUAGGGACAUUUUACAAGAAAUUGUUAUAUCCUGCCCUCAUCAGGACAAUAUAUAUAGAUUGACUGUGAUGAAAUAAUGACUGUUUGUUCAUGAAGCAUAAGUAAGAAAAAAUGUAUAUAUGUUUUGAAUUAGUCAGUCUCACUCACUUUGAAGUAGUGUAUGCAUAUUUUUACAUGUCCAUGGAAGGACAUUUUUUUCAAGAAGGGGGGUAGUGUGACAACCGCCACAAUCAAUUUUUUGUUUCUAUCAUAUUUUUCAGCAUUUUUAGUAAUUUAUCAUAAUUGAUUUGGUGGAUGUCAGAUUGCCUUACCUUACUUUACUGCUGAUCUUCAUGCAUUAGACAGACUUGAGAUUGUUUUUUAUUUUUCACUUUGGAAGAUCAGUUUUAUUUACGAUGCAGGCGAAGUGAGAGAGACUGACUAAAGGAUGCACUAUAAGGGAAGUAUUUUUGUACUGUAAAUAUGUUAUAUUUAUAUUUUAUGACUGUAUUAACUGAUAUUUAUUCAACUUGGAAUCAUAUUUUAUUUUUCUGAGAUUUAAUUCUAUUUCCGGGUUUAGCUAACUCACUUACGUUAUGGUUUACGACAUUUUUUAGCCAAUCAGGGCUCGCCUUACUUUUAACCAAUCAAAAGUCAGCUUACGUAAAAUCAAUUGUCUCAGUAGAGCGAGGAACGAACUCAGCAUUUUCUAGUCAUACUUUCGGGAUCACUGACUGCGUCAGCACACUGACCAGUCUCGGACUUUGCUGGCUCUUUCGAAACUUAAACUUGCGAAUCGGGAUAGUAUGAAUAAUCAGACUCAGAAAUCGGGG
This is a messenger RNA of Owenia fusiformis, 1856 nucleotides long. Lineage: Eukaryota; Metazoa; Annelida; Polychaeta; Sabellida; Oweniidae. The record is from the annotation of a GenBank genome assembly.